This is a messenger RNA of Colossoma macropomum (tambaqui), 7165 nucleotides long. It is a transcript of the gene stat5a, whose product is annotated as signal transducer and activator of transcription 5a. The coding region runs from base 303 to 2657 and encodes 784 amino acids. Gene Ontology annotation, biological process: growth hormone receptor signaling pathway via JAK-STAT; regulation of cell population proliferation; regulation of transcription by RNA polymerase II. The record is from RefSeq and is a predicted model, not a curated record. Gene Ontology annotation, molecular function: RNA polymerase II cis-regulatory region sequence-specific DNA binding; DNA-binding transcription factor activity, RNA polymerase II-specific. The transcript has 20 exons. Lineage: Eukaryota; Metazoa; Chordata; Actinopteri; Characiformes; Serrasalmidae.
GAGAGAGAGACACAGAGAGAGAGAGAGAGAGAGAGAGAGGCGGAGAGGCAAAUGAAAAACUGCGUAGCCCCCACUGGUUGACACAGACGGGCAGAGAGUGAGUGAGUGAGAGAGAGAGUGAGUGAGAGAGGGAGAGAGAGAGAGCGCUGCUUGCCUUUCUGGGUCGCGUGUGAUAUCCGGAGCGUUCUGCUGCACUUUUUAUGCGAAGCGACGGCAGAUUUAAACGGCGUGCACGAGAUUUUGCGGUGCUUCUCUUCAGCAGUUCCUGCUCUUACAUGGUAACAAAGGGCUGAAGACUAGAGAUGGCAGUGUGGAUUCAGGCCCAGCAGCUGCAGGGUGAUGCCCUGCACCAGAUGCAGUCUCUCUAUGGCCAACACUUUCCCAUAGAGGUGCGACACUACCUGUCCCAGUGGAUUGAAGGGCAACUCUGGGAUGCGAUAGAUCUGGAGAACCCUCAGGAGGAAUUUAAAGCUAAGCGUUUAUUGGACAGUUUAAUUCAGGAACUACAGAAGAAGGCGGAGCAUCAAGUGGGAGAGGACGGUUUUCUCCUCAAGAUUAAACUAGGCCACUAUGCUUCACAGUUAAAGAGCACAUACGACCGCUGUCCGCUGGAGCUGGUGAGAUGCAUCAAACACAUUCUCUACACAGAGCAGAGACUCGUCAGAGAAGCUAAUAAUUCGAGCUCACCGCUGGGCGGGAUGAUAGACAGCAUGUCUCAGAAAUACCAGCAAAUCAACCAGGCCUUUGAAGAGCUGCGGAUUCUGACACAGGACACGGAGAACGACCUGCGCAAACUACAACACAACCAGGAGUACUUCAUUAUACAGUACCAGGAGAGUCUGCGAAUACAAGCUCAGCUGACAAGCCUGGCCACGUUGCCUCCCGCUGACAGACAGCUGCGAGAGCCCAGUCUCCUCAGUAAGAGAGCUACUGUGGAAGCCUGGCUUACCAGAGAGGCCAACACCCUACAGAAAUACAGACUGGGUCUGGCAGAGAAGCACCAGAAGACACUGGCCUUGUUGCGGAAACAGCAGACUGUGAUUCUGGAUGAUGAGCUGAUUCAGUGGAAGAGACGUCAGCAACUGGCUGGAAAUGGAGGACCACCAGAAGGGGGACUGGACAUUCUACAGUCAUGGUGUGAGAAGCUGGCAGAGACCAUUUGGCAGAAUCGACAGCAGAUCAGACGGGCGGAGCAUUUAAGACAGCAGCUGCCCAUCCCUGGGCCCAUAGAGGAGCUGCUCAAUGAUCUCAACAGCACCAUCACCGACAUCAUCUCAACCCUCGUCACCAGCACCUUCAUCAUAGAGAAGCAGCCUCCUCAGGUGCUGAAGACACAGACGAAGUUUGCCGCUACAGUCCGUCUACUGGUGGGGGGGAAACUCAACGUCCACAUGAACCCUCCUCAGGUCAAAGCUACCAUCAUCAGCGAGCAACAGGCCAAAGCACUGCUUAAAAAUGAAAACACCAGGAAUGACAGUAGUGGAGAAAUCCUGAAUAAUAACUGCGUGAUGGAGUAUCACCAAACCACAGGCACUCUGAGCGCACACUUCAGGAACAUGUCUCUGAAGAGGAUCAAGCGUUCAGACCGCCGAGGGGCAGAGUCUGUAACCGAGGAAAAGUUCACCAUCUUGUUUGAGUCACAGUUUAGUGUUGGGGGCAAUGAGCUAGUUUUUCAGGUCAAGACGCUAUCCUUGCCUGUAGUGGUGAUUGUCCAUGGAAGUCAAGAUAACAAUGCUACAGCUACAGUCCUGUGGGACAAUGCUUUUGCUGAACCGGGCCGGGUACCUUUCAUAGUGCCAGAUAAGGUGCUGUGGCCACAGCUGUGUGAUGCUCUCAAUAUGAAGUACAGGGCGGAGGUGCAGUCAAACAGAGGCUUAUCUGAGGAGAACCUGGUGUUCCUCGCUCAGAAAGCCUUCAGCAGCUCCAGCUCCAACCCUGAGGACUACCGCAGCAUGACUAUGACCUGGUCCCAGUUUAACAGGGAGAGCCUGCCAGGCAGGAACUUCACGUUCUGGCAGUGGUUUGACGGUGUCAUGGAGCUCACUAAAAAACACCUGAAGCCUCACUGGAACGAUGGGGCUAUCCUGGGCUUUGUGAAUAAGCAGCAGGCUCAGGACAUGCUGAUGUCCAAACCUAACGGAACGUUCCUGUUGCGAUUCAGUGACUCAGAGAUAGGGGGCAUCACCAUCGCAUGGGUGGCAGAAAACCCUAACAAAGCAGGGGAGAGAAUGGUGUGGAACCUCAUGCCCUAUACAACCAAAGACUUCUCUAUCCGCUCUCUUUCUGACCGUAUCAGUGACCUGAACCACCUGCUGUUCCUGUACCCUGACCGGCCCAAAGAUGAGGUUUUCUCCAAAUACUACACACCUCCUCUCUCGAAAGCCGUGGACGGCUAUGUCAAACCGCAGAUCAAACAAGUAGUGCCAGAGUUUGCAACGCCUAAUCCUGACCCCGCAGCAAACCCCACCUACAUGGAUCACGCAGCAUCACCGGCCGUCAGUCACCCAUCAAACUACGGCAUUUAUCCAGCCAUGGGUGACAGUAUGCUGGAUAACGAUGGUGAUUUUGAUCUGGACGACACCAUGGAUGUAGCAAGGCAUGUGGAGGAGCUGCUUCGCCGACCGAUGGACGGCCAGUGGAGCGGCCAGCAGUCAUGACCUCUCAACCUUAGACCUCUCUCCCUCAGUGAUGGUUUAUUCUAUUCAUCUCUACUGCCCUCCUUCUCCUCCUCCUAAUCCCUCCCUCCUUCCUUUCCCUCCUCUCUUCAUUUCAUCCCUAAUGUGAACAAGUUCAGUGAUGGAUAUGGCUUCUUGUACUGGUUGUUUUUCUCUCAUUCUCUCUUUCUCCUCUUGUGCUCUGUCACUUUUUUUUUCUCCGCAUGUGAGCCGCAUACAGAGACGAAGCAGAUUGUUUUCUCUUUUCCCCUUCACAUGUGUGAAAGAGAAAAGAAAUUAAAAAAUAGCACCAAACAGUAUUGUGAGAAAAAAACUCUCGUAACACGCAUGUGUUCUCCUCUCUUUGUCGUUUUAUGGUUUUAUUUUGAAAUGCAGUUGUCUGAAGUAGCGCCAUGAAAAAAGCCCAAAAUAGAACUGUACUACUGUAAGAAGGUGUUUUAUUUUCAGAUUGUUGUUUUUUUUCUGUCUUUUAUUUUAUAUUGUGUCCGGAUUAUUUUGCAUCGAAAGUUCAUGCGUUCGAACCCAUUGCACUCUGGAACAAAUGCAUAUUUGUGGGGAAGAUGAAAUCACUGUUACCAUGGUGAUUGUAAUGUAUGUCUCUAUACACUAAAGCGCAUUUCGGUUGCAACAGAGCUAUUGAUAGUCAGUACGUCUGCAAAGGUCCCUGAAAAGACUGGACAGAUUUUCUUUAUGUCUGAGUUCAUAAAACACACACAUUCAUGCACAAAUACACUCACAGACUUCAUUUAUAUACACAGGUGUCUACAUAGAUUGAAAACACACACACAAACACACUGCCACCUCCCUCCCUUUCUGUUUCCCCAGCUGUAUAAGGGUGCGGUGCGUAGAUUUGUACUGGGCAAUUUGUUAUCUGUUCUGCAUCAGAAACCCACUGUGUUAUAAAGCAUGAUGUACUCUUUUUUUGCACUGCAGAAAGUACAGCACUGUGCAAAAGUCAGAGACCACCCUUCACUAGUUACAUCUCCAGUCAAAACAGUCAUUACGUGCAAGUUUUCAGGAGAUGUUUUUGAUGAGAUUAGAUAAUAAGAUAAUCCAUUUACAUAAAGAAAGAGAAAAUCAAAGAAAAAGUUUCCAAAACUUGAGUUCAUGCAAGACAAUGCAAGACCUGGUGGACUACCGAAACUGUCCUCAUCAAAUAACCAGCACUUAAAGCUUUCAACUUUAAAAGAUACUGGAAAAACCUCAUCAAGCUCCACUUUUGCUUCAGAUCUGAUAAAAAAAAAGGUGUUUCUGUCCAUCCUUCCACUGUAAGAAGACAACUCAGCAAUAUGAGUCUAAAAGGAUGUGUAGCUGUCAAGAAGCUUUUACUGAGAAAAAGAAAGAAGGAAAUUUGCAAAUCAGACAAAGAGGCUGCUAGUGUUCUCAGAACUAUAGACUGACCACCCCAGAGUCCAGAACAUCACUGAAAGUGUUUGGGAUUACUUGGAUCAGCAGAAAAUGCAGCUUCUAAGACUGAACUUUGGAAUUUGUGAAAAACUAUCUCUGCAGAUUUUUUUGAAAAACUGAUAUUGGGUCUCCUGAAGAGACUGGAAUCUGUUAUAAAGACAGUGGACACACUAAAUACUGAGACAUUUGAUAUUGUAUUUAGUUGUUGAGGUGAAUUUUCUAUAUGUAUUUUUUUGCUUUUUUCCUGACACUGAAAAGUGAAUAGCUUGUGCUUAAUAGCCAUUUUGAUUGGAAGUUAAAUAAAUGAGGGGAGGUCCCUGACUUUUAUACACUACUGUAUGUCUAAUGUAUGAAAUAAUUUGGUCACAACCCUCUGUAGAUUGUCUAGAGAUGCUUACAUUGUUAGGUUUAAGAUUGGGUUUUAGGUUUUAGGUUCAACUUAAUGUUAAGGUUUGGUUUAGAUUUAGAUUUAGCAGAAUCUUAUCUUCAGCUUUCAGUUGCGUGUAAUAAAUAUUUCAGUGUUAAAGACGAGCUGAGCAUCUACAAAGUGUCUACCGUAGACUCUCAAAACAAAGUGUUACCACUUUGUAGAAAUCCCAUAAGAUUAUUCUAUCUGUUUAUAUAAUUUGUAGUUAUUUUAACCCUUUAAAUGGCCAGGGCCUACUCGUGGGCCCAAACUUUUAUCACACACUUCUAUAUUCUAUUAGCUCAGCCAGUUUACAUUGAGGUCCUUGUAAUUACUGAAUAAUAACCCUUAGUAUGUAAUAAUCCUGGGAUUAUAAGGGGUUAAGUAAUUUCAUCAAGUGAAAUGAUAUUUUUGUGUUAGCUUGUUUAAAAAAAGGAAGUGAAAUGAUCUCCCAGGACAGUAAAAUCAUUCCUCGUAAUAAAAUAAAAAGUACUAAAAAGUUUGGAUGCAGAUGAAAUAAUCGAAUAGUAUUUUUACAGCCGUCUCAUAAUGAGAAGUGUUAGAUGUAUUGAUUACGCUCAAGAUGUUUCCAUUCUUUGCAGUGUGGAUGAUGCUACACUACGUUAGCCCUGGCUUUAUCCAGAGCAACAGGUGAAGUCUGCCAUGCCAUAUAUGGCACACUGAGCAUGUGCGAAACGAGAGCACCUGUUGUCAUGGUGACGUAUGCUGCUCUAAUGCUGUAGACUGUGUCCAGUUACCAUCUUAUAGCUUUAGAACAGAUAGAUGUGUACGCACCCUCCCUUAUUAGACCUCCCCCACUCUCUCUCUCUCUCGCUCUGUCUCUCCCCCCAUCAUGCUCUCUUACUGCACUGAAACAAGUGAUGCAUUGUAUUUUCACAUUCACAUCAUUUCCAUGUGAAUAAAAUAUAAUACAUCAACACAGUUUUGUUUUAUAGUUUACCUACUUUUGGCAAUAAUUGUGUUGAUAUGAUACGUUAUUUAUGUGGAAAUGAUGUAAAUUCAGUGCAUUACUUUGUUUCUUCUUUUGCACAUACACACGCACACACACACACACACACACAAAUAUACACGCUCAGGACAGUUAAAAACAGUGGAUGUAUCAUUCAGGCUAAAGAAACUAACAGGCAGAAGAGAAGAUCUAUAUUCAGUAUAAAUAUAUAUGAAUUUAUUUUCUUUAACAUAAUUCUAUUUUAUUACUGUGGAAGCUCUAUGGCACCGUCCCUCUAUGCUCUGUGUACUGUGAAUGCUACAUAAACACUUCAGGCCUUGGUAGAUGAAGCCCCUAGAUGUUGACCUGAAUCUCAAAGCCAGAUAGUAGCUAUUACAUGAAGAAAAGAGAAAAACAAAAACAGAUCUUCAGCAUCGGAGGGCUUUUGCUACCAACACUGCAGUCUUGCUUUAACUAGGGGUGGGCGAUAUGACGAUAUGUUAUCAUAUCGUGAUAAAUUACGCAUUACAGGUAGCAUCUGUGUUUCGAGAACAUUAAACUAUUAAUUCAAAUCAGAACUUUACGCUGUCCAUGCUCUUCCCACCAAUGUGUUCUUUCAUAGCAACCUUUGUUAGGUUGGAUAAGCUUCACAGAUCCCAUUCAGCCUAAUGAGAAACUCUAAACCUGCAAUGUGUGUUUUUCAUUUCAAAAGAUAUUUAUUUUGCAUGCACAUCUCCGAUUAGCUGCAACAUACACCAGCUGAUUAGUGUAGCAUUUUAAACUGGAAACCCAAUGUUAUGUAGCGACUCUAAACAAGCUAAAUUCAUUCUGUUGAAUGGGAUUUUAGCUAAAGUCUGUAAAGCUUCUCGCAACAGUUGCUAUGAAAGAAUGCAUUAGUGGGCAGAGCAUGGAUUGUUAAUAAUUAAACUGCAUAUAAACAAGUAGCUGAUUGGAUGUCAUUAUUUAUUUGUUUCUAGCUGUGGGCUUUUCCCUCUUUCCCUUCUUACAGUGAAGAAAAUAAACGUGAUUGAUUGUCAUACAGCGUUUUUCAGUGUUGCAAUGGUUCCAACUCGUUUGGAAAAACUAAAUAACCUGAUGCAUUUCGUAUAUCGUGAAAAGUAUCACAAUAUUACUUUGGCCAUAUUGCCCACCUCUAGCUUUAACCCACAGCCAAGCUGUUGCAUGAAUGAAAAAGCCAUAUGAUAAGCGCGGACGCCACUGUGCUUCAUGUGUUUCCCGCAGACAUUACUAAUCAACAAAAUAGUUUGAUUCCUCUCAGUGUAGUUUGGUUUCCUUUGAACUUUUCCUGUUUUUUUCGACCCCCUCCCUCAUUCUCCUCUAGAACAGAGGAGAGUCUGAAGAUAACGUCAGAAGUCGUGCGAUUUUUCUUUUGCUUCUUCGUCUCCUUUUUUUUUUAUUGUUUUCAUUUUGUUUUGUUUUUGCUGUUGUUCUUUUUUUUCUAGACUCUGGUCUUGUCACUCAGUAGUCUGUCUUUCACACUGUAGGUGGUAAUGUAUAUGUGUGUUGGUGUGUAUGUGUGUCUAUGAGUAUGUGUGUGUGUGUGUGUGUAUGUGUGUGUAAGUAUGUGUGCGUGUGUGUUUGUGUUCGGCCUCGUCUCGUGUUUUUGUCACAUGUUUUUGGUUUGGUUUUAGUGCUUGGAUAUGUGUUCUAAAAGAAGAGCAAUUGAAUUGAAAAUAAAGUUUUAUAAAUAAUUUGAACUGAAUCACA